AUGACUGAAGAGUCCGCUGUUAAAGUCUGUGUUCGAGUCCGUCCGCUUAUUGAGAGUGCUGCAUCGGAGGAGGCCAAGCCUGUCCAGCUGUUUUGGAAAGCUGAUAAGAAAUCAAUUCAUCAGAUUGAUGAUGGGAACUCGACCAAAAGCUUUAGUUUUGACAGAGUGUUCAUUGCUGAGGAAACAACCAAACAGCUGUACCAGGGCAUUGCAAAGCCUUUGGUUGUUUCAGCAGUCGAGGGAUACAAUGGAACCAUAUUUGCUUACGGGCAGACGUCCUCUGGAAAGACUUUCACCAUGAUGGGGAGUAAAGAUAUUCCAGGAGUGAUACCUCUAGCUGUUGAUGACGUCUUCCAAACCAUUAAAAAUCGUCCAAAUAAGGAGUUCCUUCUCCGGGUGUCUUACAUGGAAAUCUACAACGAGACUGUGACUGAUCUGCUUGUUGACAGCUGGAAGAGAAAACCCCUGGAAGUCCGAGAGGCUAUCAAUAAAAACAUCUAUGUAGCUGACCUGACUGAGGAAUUGGUAACUUCUCCUGCACAAGCUCUGGCCUGGAUUCUUAAAGGAGAAAAGAAUCGUCACUACGGAAAGACUAAAAUGAACCAGAGGAGCAGCCGCUCACACACCAUUUUCCGAAUGAUCCUGGAGAGCCGAGAGAGGAGCGACCCAGCAUCAGGUGAAAAUGCGGAUGGAGCCAUUAUUGUGUCCCAUCUGAAUCUAGUUGAUCUUGCUGGUUCUGAGAGAGCAAGCCAGACAGGAGCUGAAGGUGCACGUUUCAAAGAAGGCUGCAACAUCAAUCGCAGUCUGUUCACACUCGGACAAGUGAUCAAGAAACUAACUGAUGAAAACCAGAAGGGUUUUACAAACUACAGAGACAGUAAACUAACCCGCAUCCUGCAGAACUCAUUGGGCGGGAAUGCUAAAACAGUCAUCAUCUGCACCAUCACUCCUGUUACGCUAGAUGAGACACUCAGCACUCUGCAGUUUGCCAGCACUGCAAAGAAAAUGAAGAACGAUCCUCAUGUCACAGAGGUGUCUGAUGACGGCGCUCUACUCAAAAGAUACCGUAAUGAAAUCGUAGACCUCAAGCGGCGCCUUCACGAGGUUUCUUCGGUCACACAGACCACAGCGACAGAGAAGGAGGUUCUCUCCCAGCUGCUCCAGGAGAAGGAUCAGCUGCAGAGAGAACAAGAGGACAGAAUCAAAAACCUCACCAAACUGAUCGUCACCAGCUCCAACGUGGUUCUUAUAAAAAAGAAAACGAAUCGCAGGGCCACCUGUCCAGGGAACAUGCUACAGGUCGCCAGGCUGGCUGCCUUCAAAGGGUCUGACCUCAGCUUUGCAGAACCUUUCUAUAAGAAGAGGAAGGCAGACCGCUCCUGUUUAAUGGAGCUGACUGAAGACAAUGAGGACUUUGAUACUCACUGGGGGAUUCCUGAUGAGCCGUCAGAUGACAUGGAGAUGAGUCAGAGCUCUGUUACUACUCGUAGCUUUGGAGACAGUCCCCACGACUCCGUAACUCCUGACCGGAUGCGUGAGCUUUCAGGUAAAGUGUCCAACCUGGAGGUGCAGCUGGAAAUGGAAAAUCAGCAGAAAGAGACAUUAAACUGCAGAGUGGCGGAACUGGAGCAGCAGCUACAAGCAGAGGCUCAGCAGAAACAGGAGGCCUUAGAGAAAAUGCAGAUAUCAGAACAGAGAGCGGCAGAGCUCGACCUCCAGCUACAAGCAGAGGCUCAGCAGAAACAGGAGGCCUUAGAGAAAAUGCAGAUAUCAGAACAGAGAGCGGCAGAGCUCAACCUCCAGCUACAAGCCGAAGUUCAGCAGACACAGGAGGCCUUAGAGAAUGUGGAGAUGUUGGAGUUAAGAGUGGCAGACCUGGAGAGACAACUGGAAGAGCAGACUCGCCUGAAGAGUGAAGCUGAUAAAGAGAUGAGAAAAGAAUUUGAAGAGACCAUCCGGCUUUGUGAGACUCUUGCUGCAGAGAAGGACGUGGUGGCCACUGAGCGAGAUUAUCUCAAGCAGGAACUGGGGAUGUUCAUAGAGCAGACUGACAGCCUGGAGAAAGAGAAAAACGCUCUGUCACAUGAGCUGGAGGAGAAGAGAGAGAUGGAGGAGUUCAAAUCUCUGGAAGAGGACUUCAGGCAAGAGCAAGAGACGGAAUUGCAAAAUGAAAUAUCCAGCACGAAGAAGGCUUUGGAAUCCUCUGAGCUCCAGUGCUUACAGCUGCAGAAAAAACUAGAAACUGUGUCUGAGGAGCUGAAGAAGAAAACUCAAUUUGCAGAAGAUCUUCAGAGUAUGAACGGUAAGGACUUGGUACAGGAGGUGGCGAAGCUUCGUCGCUCCUUGGAUGACGCAGAAGGUGUCAGCAGAGACACAAAGAAAGAGUGGGCCCACCUGCGCAGCCAGAACAUCGCUCUGGAGGAGAUGAAUGGGACUCUGGCUGCCAACCACGACAAGAUGGAGUCCGAGGUGAACAGCCUGCGCUCUCAACUUGCAACAGAGAAAUCACGCUACCAGAAAAUGCAGACUGAUCUCCAGAAAGAGCUGAACGUUGCAUUUGACGAGAACACCAAGCUGACCACUCUACUAGAUGGCAAAGUCCCCAAAAAUCUCAUAGAUAGUGUGGAUCUUGAGAGAACAGUGAGCAACCUGAAUAAAGAGCUGGCAGCAUCUCGUGAAGCAGAGGGAGCCCUCAGAGCUCAGCUGGAGGAGCUGGCUUCACUUCAGGCUCUUCCUAAUAAAGUGGACAACCUGAUGAAGCAGGUGUGUGAGCUGACUGAGGAGCUGUGUGCUGUUCAGAGUCAGAGGGAUGACCUGCUGUCUGCCCAAGCUGGAGGCCAGGAAGAGGCUCAGCAGCUCAGAGACUCCCUGCAGACAUCUCAGGAUGAGAUUUUAAGAAUCCAAGCAGAUCUCAGUGCCGCUGCACAGAGGGCACAUGAGCUGAGCCAGCAGUUUGCUGAUGCCACACAGCAGCUGGAAGCACUUCGCUCACACCUGGAGCACUCUGAUGAGGAGAAGAACCAGCUCAUGGCUACUAACAAAGAAACAGACUUGAAACUGGAGGAGAGCGAGCAACACAGAGCAUCACUGGAGGAGGAACUGCAGCUGGUGAAGGAUAUGGAGGAGAAGCUUGCUGACAGUGAAGCUUCCAGAGCCACAGAGGAGGAGAUCAGUAAAGAACUCCAAGAACAGCUGAGCCAGCUGACUGAAGAGCUUCAGUGUGUGCGAGCAGAGAAAGACGCUCUCCUGUCUGAGCAGAGUGUGGGAGUUCAGAGCUCAGCAGAGGAGACAGAGAAGCUGUUCUCUACAGUCACAUCUCUCACUGCAGAAAGAGACCAGCUCAACAGGCAGUUACAGGAAAAUGUGGAGAUGGCUGCAGAGACUCAAGGUCUUUUCCAAUCUCUUCAAGAAGAACUUCAAGAGCAGAAGCAGAAGAAUGCAGAUCUGUUAAAACUCCACGAGGAGAAGGAACACAGUGCCGAGAGAAAUGCCGGUGUUCAGAGCUCAGCAGAGGAGACGGAGCUUCUCUCUACAGUCACAUCUCUCACUGAAGAGAGAGACCAGCUCAAGGAGGACCUCCAGGAGAAUGUGGAAAUGAUGAUUGAGAUUCAGGAGGAGCUGAGGGCAGCCCUGGAGAAGAAUCAGGAGCAGAAGGCGCAGAUCAAACAGCUGGUGACUGCACAAGCAUCCAGCUCAGAUGUACCUCCCAGUGACAUGAGUGUCGAACUACUGGAGCUGCAAACACAUAAUCAGAGGCUGACUGAGGAGCUUGAGAGUGUGCGAGCAGACAGAGACAGUCUGCAGUGUGAGAGGACAGCUGACCCUCAGACUGACAGAGACCAGAUGAAGGAGCUGCUGAGCAGAGUGACUUCUCUCAGUGAGGAGAGAGAUCAGCUGCAGGAGAUACUGGAGGGACUGAGAGAGGAGAAGAAGCAGCUCAAAGCAGAGCUGGAGGACAGGAUGGACAUGGUUGUACAAUCCCACACUGGCUUCAACCAGCCAGAAAUGCUGAGCUCAGAACUGCAAGCACAAGAUGAGACAGCAACACAACUUCAGCAAGAGAUAGAGAAACUCCAAGCUACUCUACAGGCCGUCAGUGAGCAGAAGAGCCAGGUGGAGGCUGAACUACAGCGUAACAUAGAGAUGGCUGCAGUGACUCAGACCCUUCUACAUUCACUUCAAGAGCAGCUCCGGGUGGAGAGUGAAAGAAACCUCGAAUUGGAAAGAUUAGGUCAAGAGCAGCAAGCUCAGCUACAACAACAGGCUGCAGAGACUCAAAGUCUUCUACAUUCUCUCCAAGAGGAGCUCCAAGAGCAAAAGCAAAAGAACUCUGAUCUGGUGGAACUCAAGCAGAAGGAAUGCGAUUUAGAGCAACAUAUGAAGACUCUAACUGAAGAGCUUGAAAGUGUUCGAGCUGAGAGGAAUUCCCUGUUGUUUGAGAAGGAAUCCAGCUGUUCAACAUCCACAGAGGAGAUGCUGGAGGGGCUGAGAAAGGAGAAGAAGCAGCUCAGAGCAGAGCUGGAGGACAGGAUGGACACACUACAAACUGAGAUGAGGACUUUAACAGACAGACUGCAGAGUGUGGAAGAGGAGAGAGACAGUCUGCUCUCUGAGAAGGAAUCCAGCUGUCAGACAUCCACAGAGGAGAUGAAGGAGCUGCUGAGCAGAGUGACUUCUCUCAGUGAGGAGAGAGAUCAGCUGCAGGAGAUGCUGGAGGGACUGAGAGAGGAGAAGAAGCAGCUCAGAGCAGAGCUGGAGGACAGGAUGGACACACUACAAACUGAGAUGAGGACUUUAACAGACAGACUGCAGAGUGUGGAAGCAGAGAGAGACAGUCUGCUCUCUGAGAAAGAGGCCACUUCUCCAACAUCCACAGAGGAGAUGAAGGAUCUGCUGAGCAGAGUGACUUCUCUCAGUGAGGAAAGAGAUCAGCUGCAGGAGAUACUGGAGGGACUGAGAGAGGAGAAGAAGCAGCUCAGAGCACAGCUGGAGGACAGGAUGGACACACUACAAACUGAGAUGAGGACUUUAACAGACAAACUGCAGAGAGUGGAAACAGAGAGAGACAGUCUGCUCUCUGAGAAGGAAUCCAGCUGUCAGACAUCCACAGAGGAGAUGAAGGAGCUGCUGAGCAGAGUGACUUCUCUCAGUGAGGAGAGAGAUCAGCUGCAGGAGAUACUGGAGGGACUGAGAGAGGAGAAGAAGCAGCUCAAAGCAGAGCUGGAGGACAGGAUGGACACACUACAAACUGAGAUGAGGACUUUAACAGACAGACUGCAGAGUGUGGAAGCAGAGAGAGACAGUCUGCUCUCUGAGAAAGAGGCCACUUCUCCAACAUCCACAGAAGAGAUGAAGGAGCUGCUGAGUAGAGUGACUUCUCUCAGUGAGGAGAGAGAUCAGCUGCAGGAGAUACUGGAGGGACUGAGAGAGGAGAAGAAGCAGCUCAGAGCAGAGCUGGAGGACAACAUGAACACGACCGUUGCCAUCCAGGAGAAGCUGAGCGAGCAGGAGCAGAUAAAUGUUCAGCAGCAGGCCGAGAGAGGAAAACGAGAGAGCAGGCUUCAACAGGAAGUGCAGCAGCUCGAAGAAAAGCUGAAGACAUUCAGAGAGAAGCAAACCCUCGAUGAAGCUGAAGCAUAUGCCUCACAGCAGUCGCUCAGUGAUGUGAACACAACCGUCACAUCCAUCAAAGAGAGAACGUCAUCACGGCUGCAGGAUUCCGAUCUGCAGCUCCAGGAGUCCUUCAAGAGAUUCCAGCACUUUAAAGACAUCUGCUCCAAGAAUUACUCCGGUUCUCUGGACAGAGCUCUGACAGUGCAGCGCUCCCUGAAGCCUCAAGAAGAAGAAACCUUCCUUCCUAAACACACCAUGAACACCUACAGGGCCGUCGGUCAGCUGAAACUGCAAACUGCUGAGAUUCUGGGAAAUAUUUGGGAGCACCUGCAGAUGCGUGCUCAGGGCUACAAGAAUCUGUUUGAGGGGCUGGUGAAGAAAGACUUGGCUGUGUUUGAGGAGAGGUGUCUGCAGGAUGUGCUGCAGUGCAGAGCUCAGGCCCCCAGCUCCUCCAUCAAAGAUGAAGGUUUCAGCACAAUGUGGGAACACAGACUGACUGAGCUGCUGGAGAAGAGACGGGACUACCUACAGAAAAUGAGCAGCAUUCUGGAGAAGCUCUGGGCAAGCAUAGCUUCUUACCCCCCUGAGCUGUUAGCUGAGAUCAAAGAGGAGGAGAAGUUCAAGGAGCAGUUCCAGGCAGUGUGCACCAAGCAGCCAAUCAGCUUCAGCAGCCUGGACAACAUCCUGAGCUGUUAUCUGAACCGCAGAACUGCAGUGGCCCAGCGCUGGAAGAUGACUCUGCAGAGCGUCAUAGAUGAGCAGCAGGGUCUGUGUGAGGAGCUGGAGCAGCUGGAGGCUCAGGCUGAGUCUCAGCUGAGAGAGGAGAGGAGCAAGAGCUUCACUCUGCAGCCGGCUCUGCAGGGAGCUCCACGGAAGACUGAGCUGUCCCUGCUCAAAGACAACCAGCAACUCGCUCUGCAGCUCCAACAAGCUGAGGAGAAAGUUAAAGCUCUGUGUGCACAGAAUGAGCAGCUGGAGGAGGCUGAGAUCAAAGCCAACAGCAGAGUGUCCAACCACAAACAGGCCACCCAGUUGCUGCAGACUGAACUGCAGGACAGCCGCGCACAAGUUGAAGAGCAUGAAACCACAAUCCAAUGCCUCAAGAGCAAACUGAGAGAAUCUGAGACAACUCCAUCCAGUAUUGAGCUGGAAAAACUGCGGACUAAACUGUUCAAAAUGGAGAUGGAGCUGAGUUCAUCAUCUGAUCAAUACAAACAAGAGAUCCAGAGGAUGACCACGGUGCUCAAUGAAAAGGAAGAGUCACUGAGGAAGCUGAAGGAAACCCUGAGGAAGUCACAGCAGCAGGGAGAGGACUCAAUCCUACAGGGUGAAGACAUUCAUGCCAGGCUGACUAACCCCAGAGGUCUGCUGAUCAAGAGCAGCGUUCACCUGGAGAAGACCAAACUGGAAGAUGAAGUCAGACAGCUUCAACUGAAGAUAAGCGAGCUGGAGAGCUUGGUGUCCAGUCAGCACGCAGAGAUCAACAAGUGGAAGAGCAGAGCCUUCAAGCUGAAGACCAAGACCAAGCUGGACAAGCCUCCAUCACCCUGUACACCCACCAAGAGGGGCUUGCCCAUGACCUCAGACUCCUCCAACUUCCUCAACUCACCCAAAAAGAAGGUCCUGGACUCUCCCAGGAAGCUGCUGGAUUCUCCCAAGGUCUCUCUGCAAGACUCUCCCAAAAGCAGAUUCUUUGAUAUAGGUGGAAGCUCGGAGCUGCUGUCCAGAAGCUAUCCCAAACAGUUCUUUGAUAACUCCAACCUAGGGACCAUUCCAGAUGCAGCUGCGGGUGGAGACAGACAGGAGUGGUGGCCUCAGUCUCCAAACCAACAGGAAAUGUGUAAACAACAGUGAAGACUUCCACAUGUGCAAUAUUAUAUAUAUAUGUCUUUUGUC
This is a messenger RNA of Scomber scombrus (Atlantic mackerel), 7509 nucleotides long. It is a transcript of the gene cenpe, whose product is annotated as centromere protein E. The transcript is spliced from 54 exons. The record is from RefSeq and is a predicted model, not a curated record. NCBI's taxonomy places the organism in Eukaryota, Metazoa, Chordata, Actinopteri, Scombriformes, Scombridae. The coding region runs from base 1 to 7467 and encodes 2488 amino acids. Gene Ontology annotation, molecular function: plus-end-directed microtubule motor activity; microtubule binding; ATP binding. Gene Ontology annotation, cellular component: microtubule. Gene Ontology annotation, biological process: microtubule-based movement; mitotic cell cycle.